AGUUAUUUACAGGCAAAUGAUGGGUCAACAACUACAUGGCCUGAGCUUCAACGACCUUCGACACCUAGAACGUCAAUUAAGUAACGGAUUACACUCUGUUGAGGACAAGAAGAAGCAGAAGAUCAUUGAAGAGAAUGAAAGGCUGCGGAAACAGGUGGAGGAGCUUCAACGAACUGUCAAAACAGCUAACUAUGAUGGUGGAGAGAAGGAAGAAGAAAGUGAUAGUGAUAUUUCAGUGACUUCAUUGCAACUGGGGUUGUCUUGUGAUGGUAAUAAGAAGAGGAAAGCAAGUAAGAGUGAAUCCGUGUGCAACGAUUCAAGGAGUCAAAUGGGUUCAGAGUGAUUCACCAUGAAAAGAAAUCAUUCUAUGCAAUCGUUGUAUGUACAACGAAUAAUUUUUAAUAAAGAUGAGAUUCCUAUGAACUCCAUCAUGAUUAGAUAUUACAAUAAAAUCGUUGUAAUACAACAAUUGUACUCUAAAUUUUCUGUGCUGAGAUAACCUUUUCUAGUUCAUGUUUUUAAAUAGAAUAAAGGAUGGGUAUUUUAUUUACAA
Hevea brasiliensis (rubber tree) is the source of this 553-nucleotide messenger RNA. Its product is annotated as agamous-like MADS-box protein AGL18. The record is from RefSeq and is a predicted model, not a curated record. Gene Ontology annotation, molecular function: DNA-binding transcription factor activity. The transcript has 4 exons. Lineage: Eukaryota; Viridiplantae; Streptophyta; Magnoliopsida; Malpighiales; Euphorbiaceae. Gene Ontology annotation, cellular component: nucleus. The coding region runs from base 17 to 343 and encodes 108 amino acids. Gene Ontology annotation, biological process: regulation of DNA-templated transcription.